CUGUGACUGACUUGCUCAGUUAGCCGUUAGCCUCUACAUGCUGCUGCUGUGCUGAUUAGUGUUUUUCCCCCCCCUUUUUCUUCUGGAAAUUUCCCCAUUCUAUCGUUCAUCCCGGUGUGUGAGGGCGAUGCGGAAGGCGUGCACGGGUCGUGGUCAUGUGACCCGACCCCACCGUUGGUGACAGGGUCAUGGAAGCAACUGGGUCCUACUGCCCCCUGAGUUACUGCCCCAACACAGCUGCAGGUUGUGUGUGUGUACGUGCGUGUUAGGCGUUGGCUCCGAUGAGAAUGUCUGAAGGCGCGCUGGAGGAAAGACCCUGCGACGCGAUGAAAGUCCUAGAAAGCGACGGCCUUCCCAAACCGCGCAGCCCCGCCCACACACACGAUCACACCUCCACACACACACAGCACCAAGAGCACACACACAGCGAGGGUGUGAAAGAACAGAGCUGCUCGGACCUCAGUAAUCAAACACAGCCGUCCACCACAGCGGGACAGCCGAUGAGGCGCUCCAAGUCAAAUGCAAAAGUAAAAUUAGUCCGGAGUUUGGCGGUGUGUGAAGAAUCGCCGCCUACGAUCGCCGAACCGCCACACCAGGAUAAGAUCCAUUUGCAGCUCAGCCAGGCUUUAGAGAGAGAGGAAGCUGCCAGCGGGGAUGAAGAACACGCAGAAAAGAGCCCGGAAAAGACAGAGCGAGUCGACAAAGUGCCAAGAAGAUCACUGUCGAGAGACCCCAGUCAGGAGUACACCGACUCCACAGGCAUCGAUCUCCAUGAAUUUCUGGUCAACACACUGAAGAACAAUCCUCGGGACCGAAUGAUGCUGCUGAAGCUGGAGCAGGACAUUCUGGACUUCAUCAGUAACAAUGAUUCCCACAAGAGGAAGUUCCCCCCGAUGACAUCAUACCACCGGAUGCUUCUGCACAGAGUGGCGGCGUAUUUCGGCCUGGAACACAACGUCGACCAGACCGGCAAAUCAGUCAUCAUCAACAAAACCAGCAAUACCAGGAUACCGGAUCAGAAGUUCUCAGAGCACAUAAAAGACGACAAAACUGAUGAUUUCCAAAAGCGUUACAUCCUGAAAAGGGACAGCCUCAGUCUGGACCAGGAGGACGGCAGGCUGAGGAUGCGCCUGAAGGACGACCGGAGAAGCAAAUCCAUCGAGGAGAGAGAGGAGGAGUACCAAAGAGCGAGAGAGCGCAUCUUCGCUCAGGACGGGCAAGAUCAUUUCCAGUAUGAUAAAAGGAUUCAGGAUGACGUGGGUUAUAUUAGCAGUCAUCAGAAGCGGCAAAUUUUCAGACUGAGAGACAGCAGUUCGGAAAACGAGCCACGGAGCCUGGAUCCCCGGCCGUGGAGCAGCACGGACUCUGACAGCUCGCACCGGAACGGCAGGCCGGCCAUCACCAAAGCCAGCAGCUUCAGCAGCAUCAGCGUGCUCAUCCGCAGAGACAGCACUGCUAGCAGCAGGAGCACGGGGAGGCUGUCGAAAACCGGUUCUGACUCCUGUAGUAGUGUAGGUUCAUCCAACGGCUCUCUCUCUCGCCCUGCCUUGUCGUUACCCGUCCAAGCUGUGCCCGCUCCGACGAGGCAUGCCGGGGCUGGCACCGGAGACCCCGGCCCUCAAAGCUCCGCCACAAACCCUACCACCCGCGCUGAUACUAACACUAGUGCUAACUCUAUCACAAGCUACUACCUCCUUCCUCUGGAGGCCUCGGGAAUCCCAGCGGGUAGCGUUCUGCUCCACCCUCAGACAGCAGGUCAGCCGUUCUCGAACCCCGACGGCAGCGCCGUGGUCUACAACCAUGCCUUGACAUCUCAGCAGGGGAGGGGCCAGCAGCCCAUGGCUCCGCCUCCUCCACCUCCGCCUCAUCCGCACCUCCAACAGCACCAGCCAUCCAAUCAUGUCGUGACACAGCAUUGUGGUCAGUGUGUGCAGUACUCAGCGAUCUCUUAUCCUCCUCCUCCUCCUCCUCCGCUCCUGCCUGUUCCUCUAAACCAACACUACACUGUGCAGGACAGUCUGGGGAACCAGUUCAGCCAGUUAAGCCUGGCACCAGGGGAAGUGCCAGACCACCAGACGGGCGUCUUUUCCCACUCCAUGGUGCUCCAGAAUCCGGCCCCCACCGGCUACAUGCUCCAGCCCGGUCAGCCCGUCCCCGUGCCCGCAUACCCGCCACCCACGCCAAGCAUCCAGCAGCAGGGAUACAUUCAGCAGCCUGUGCAGCAGAUGACAGCAUGUUACUGUGCUCCGGGUCAGUAUCCCCACUCGAACCAGCACUACAGGCCAGUCACCCCAGUACACUACAGCGCGCCCCAGAGUCAACCAGUACCACCGCAACAACCAGGUUAUCAGACCGUCAUGCCCAGUCAAGCGCCCAACUACCAAGGAAUGAUGGGAGCUCAGCAGCCUCAGAGCCAGUCACUGGUCAGCAACCAGGCAGGGAUAACCAAUCAGAUUCAGGGAGUCGUGGUGCAGUACCCGCAUAUGCCACCUUAUCAGGGCUCGCAGAACGUUCCUCAGCCAGCCUAUCAGCAGCAGCUUGUCCUGCAGGCGCCGACCAAUCAGGCGCCGGUGCCCUCGGCUAGCAUGCAGGUGUACUACAGCGUCCUACCACCGGGGCAACACACCACUGUUGGCUCCACUGUGGGCUUCCUGCCGCCUCCGGGUUCCGAACAGAUGCCGUUCCCCAGGGCCGCCUCUCCCUGCGGCUCCCAGCCAAUCCCGACGCAGCAGUGCACAGGUGUGCCUCCAGCGCCCCCUGGUGGCAGUGGCGGCGGUGUGCUGAUGAUGCAGCUGAGCGUCCCUCCUGCUCCUCCUCCUGCUCCUCAUUCUGCCACACAGUGGAAGCAAAACAAAUACUACAGCCUGGACCAUCAGCACCAACACCACGGCUCCAAACCGUCCGAGCUGAGCCUGAUGGACACGACACAGAACAAUCCUCAGCUGACCAGCCCCGCCCCUUCCCCCACCCACUCUCCUGGUCCACCCCAUUUGGUCAAUUUAAAGGGAAUCCGUCCUGGCCUCGCCCCACUCCCGAUCAUGCCCCAGUUCUCCAGACCGUUCCUCCAAGGUGACGCCAGGUAUCCAUUACUCGGACAGCCUCUCCAGUACAACCACCCCAUCAGACCUCCUCUAAUGCACGGCCCUCAUCUGGUCAACCACCAUUACCAUCACCAUCAGGGUCCUCUGGGUAUCCGACAUGGGGGACACGGCCGAAGACCAACAAAGAAAUCUCUGUCCACUGAUAGUAGCACAGGGGAGCUAGCGACCGGUCGUGUUCUGGAGGUGACGGACCUGCCAGCAGGCAUCAGCCGCGCCGAGGCCGACUCUCUGCUGGCAGAGCUGGGCAAGGCAGGCGCGUUCAUCAAAUGGCUGCCCGAGCAGCCCCAGCAUCCCCAGCGCUCGGAGAGCAGCACCGUGACCUCUGCCCCUUCCCCUGUGACCCCACGCGACCUCGCCUCCACCUACACCAUCCUGGCCAGCUUCCCGUCAAAGCAGGCGGCACAGAGUGCGCUGCUCAAACUCAACACCUCCUUCAGCCUGUUCAGACUUAAGGCCUUCCAGAGGGCUGGCUCCCAGUGAGGCCAUGCUUCCUCAUCCUCAAACCCCCACCACUCACCCCUUCACCACCACCAUUUCCUGCCUCACUACUUCAUGUUUCUGUUGCGUUUUAUGUUCUUGAGGGUUUUUUUUUUUUUGCAUUACUGUGGAGACCCGAGUUUGAUAGUUGUCUGGGGCUUUUUGUUCCCACUGGGGUUUGUUUAAAAUGGGGGAUAUAAAGGAAAAAAAAAAGGAAAAAAAAUCUGAACCGUAACUGUUGACUUGAGAUUAUUUAAUCUAACCGAAAAAAAACCACAAACAAAAAAAAAAAAAAGACACGUUUUGCAUUUUUUUCUAAAGACUCCGAGAUGCUUUACCACAAAGACAGCAUGGUUGAUUUUGUACUGCAGAAUGGAAGCUUGGACCACGUGCACUUGCUGUUUGUCUUGUUUGUGAUUUCUUUUUUUUUUUU
This is a messenger RNA of Clarias gariepinus (North African catfish), 4011 nucleotides long. RefSeq names its product R3H domain-containing protein 1. NCBI's taxonomy places the organism in Eukaryota, Metazoa, Chordata, Actinopteri, Siluriformes, Clariidae. The record is from RefSeq and is a predicted model, not a curated record. Gene Ontology annotation, molecular function: nucleic acid binding. The transcript is spliced from 27 exons. Bases 282 to 3581 code for a protein of 1099 amino acids.